AUGAUUAUUCCAAUUCGUUGUUUUACUUGUGGAAAAGUAUUAGCUAAUAAAUGGAAUCAUUAUCAAACUAUGUUAGAAAGCGAAUAUUCUGAAAGUGCUGCAUUAGAAGCUCUUGGAAUAACAAGAUAUUGUUGUCGUCGUAUGCUCAUAUCUCACGUUGAUUUUAUUCAAAAAAUUUUAACGUUUGCUCCACAAGUAUCAACAGGAAUUAGUAUUGAAUAUUCAGGGCCUUCUAUUUUUAGAAACAUCUAUAAUGAAUCGUCUACAUCACUUUCACCUUUUAAUUCUCCACGAUAUGAACCUGAAAGUUCUCGUUCCUCUGAUGAGAAUCUUUCUAACAGGACUUAUAGAAUCACAUCAGGAAACCUUCUUGAUAAUGGUUCUCCCAGAUAUGUUCCAGAUGAAAGUUCACCAAGAUAUUCCCAAAAUGAUGAUUCUUCUCCCAGAUAUGUUUCAGGUGAAAGUUCACCAAGAUAUUUCCAAAACGAUGAUUCUUAUCUAAACUCUGGCCAAAUUAAUCCCGUAUAUGGACUUAAUUCGGAUGAUCAUUCUCUUAGUUCUUUGAGACAAGAGCCGAGACAAGUAAUUCCUGAUUCUCCAACCUAUCAAUCUGCUUCAAUUGGAGAAUAUGAACAAGAGAAUGAUUACCUCUCACAAAAUUUACCUAAACAAGAUCAAGCACAUGGUGAUGAAUCUCCAAGAUAUUCUCCUGAUUGUUAGAGUAAUUUAAUAUGUAUGACAUACUGUAUCUAUCUGAUUUUGAAAAUUUUGUGUUUCUAUUAUUAUUUGCACAAUUUGCACGUAAUCUUAUAUUUCUUUAACUUGCGUGACCA
Molecule: messenger RNA, 833 nt
Organism: Rhizophagus irregularis DAOM 181602=DAOM 197198
Lineage: Eukaryota; Fungi; Glomeromycota; Glomeromycetes; Glomerales; Glomeraceae
Biological process (GO): transcription by RNA polymerase II; tRNA transcription by RNA polymerase III; transcription by RNA polymerase I
Cellular component (GO): RNA polymerase III complex; RNA polymerase II, core complex; RNA polymerase I complex
Molecular function (GO): zinc ion binding; DNA binding
Source: RefSeq, a predicted model, not a curated record